AUGAGACUGUACGAAAAUGUUUGUCGGUGGUCCGUCAAUAAUUUAGAAUGCACAAUAUUUCUGCCCAUUGGUCACACCCACUGCUACCCAACCGCGCUGAUGCACCGCGUGCUCACCUUUGACUUCAUUUCAAACUGGACCAUGGCAGAUGCUGCACGUUUUACGAAGGGGCUCGGUGGACGCAAACCCAGAAAGGAUUUAUGGACUUAUUUUGUAUUUAACCCAACUGAAAGAAGAACCGAAUGUAUCGUCGAGGGAGACGGAGGUAAAUGUGGAUUUAAACUUGGUGGAAAAAACACGACAAAUCUUAAGCGGCACCUGAAGGCUCACCACCCUGAUAUUUUUUCCAAGAUCCCAGAGAUCCUAACUCCUAAAGAGAAACCUGGUGGUCCAAAGAACGACAGGUCACAGUCAUCUAUACCAGCAGCCUUUGCCGCAGGAUCUAAAUAUAAAACAGAUUCUCAGGAACAACAUGCCAAAGAACAGGCGAUUGCUCUUUGGAUUGGACGAACAGGUCUACCUGCUUGCACAGUUGAGGAUGAAGAUUUCAUCCUUAUGAUGGAGACCUUUGAUAAGAGGCUCACCAUACCGAAAAGAACAAAAAUAAACAACUUGGUUGACAAGAUUUAUGAUGGUGAAAAGCAAAAGUUCAAAGAGAGGCUUGCAACAGCACACAAAAUAACAAUUGGACUGGACAUAUGGACCAAAAAAGGCCUUACAGCAUCAUUUCUAGCAAUUAGUGCAUGCUUUUUUUGCACUGUUGAAAACAAAGCACAGCACAUACUGUUGAGACUUGACCAGCUCCCUCACCCACACACUGCUGAGUGUAUAAAAACCCAUGUUGAUCAAUGUACAGAGGACUGGGGAAUACCCCAACACAAAAUUCUGACAGUCAUAACUGAUAAUGGAAGCAACAUGAUUGCUGCGUUCAAAGCUAAUGAGCCGGAUGAACUCAGUAGCUCUGAGGAUGAAUCCAUCGAUGUGAGCGACACAGAAGACCCUGAAGUGAUUGGACAAGACCAAAGGUUUGGAGCCAUAGAUAGGACCCCAUGUGUUGUACACACACUGCAACUCGUUGUGAACAUGAUCCAGAAGGAUGCAAGUAUAAACCGACUGCUGGGCAAAGUUAGACUGCUUGUCAAGCUCUUUCGCAAGUCAUCAGUGGCAACACAGCGUUUGCUCCAGGACUCAGUAGUUCAGGUUGCAGAUGAGAUGAGCUGGGACUAUCUACUGCCAACAGUGACGUCCUACUGGAACCAGGCCGCAGCCAGACCUGAUAGACUGAGAGCGCUGGUUUACCACAUCCGCGCCCAUCACCAGAGUGGAGGGGUUUUACCAAAUGGAAAUUCCCUCGCUGCCCCCACCCCCGGAGCCAAGCUUGGCGGAGGCUCUCAGAGCAAAGGUGUCCAGAAGACCGAGUCCAGUGGAAAACCUUGCUCUCAGCCCGAGCUGCACGCUUUUCACCGCAGUGGUGUCAAACGCAUGUUCCCGCGACGCCGGCAGCCUUCACCCAAACAACGCUGUGUUGAUGAAGGCGCGCACACCUCUCCCCAGCACAUGCCGGCUCGCAUCAGCAUGAUUGUGAGACCGCAGAAUGAGUCCAGUGGGAAACCUCGCUCUCAGCAGGAGCUGCACGCUUCUCACCGCAGCGGUGUCAAACGCACUUUCCCGCGGCGCCGGCAGCUUUCACCCAAACAGCGCUGCGUUGAUGAAGGUGCGCACACCUCUCCUCAACACACGCCGGUUCACAUCGACAUGAAUGUGAACUUGCAGCCGAAGCGUGCUCAGAGCCCUUUCGAGAAAACCUCGCCUUGGGGCACGCGGAGCACACUUCUGCGAUGCAUGACUGCGGUCGAGGCUGUAACUGGCUGA
Molecule: messenger RNA, 1872 nt
Organism: Nematolebias whitei (Rio pearlfish)
Lineage: Eukaryota; Metazoa; Chordata; Actinopteri; Cyprinodontiformes; Rivulidae
Product: E3 SUMO-protein ligase ZBED1-like
Exons: 6
Coding region: 1-1872 (623 amino acids)
Source: RefSeq, a predicted model, not a curated record